Messenger RNA from Macadamia integrifolia, 1768 nucleotides. RefSeq names its product probable aspartyl aminopeptidase. The record is from RefSeq and is a predicted model, not a curated record. Gene Ontology annotation, molecular function: zinc ion binding; aminopeptidase activity. The coding region runs from base 156 to 1445 and encodes 429 amino acids. Lineage: Eukaryota; Viridiplantae; Streptophyta; Magnoliopsida; Proteales; Proteaceae. Gene Ontology annotation, biological process: proteolysis. The transcript has 10 exons.
AAAAUUCUUUCCCAAAUAGAACUUGCUAAAAUUAGCUCACAGGGCAGACGAGAACGAUAACAGGUGUUCGCCGUCUGCGUCGCGAGGUCUCUGCUUGAUGCUUGCCUCCUCGUAACAACUCGGGCUCAGCGAAGGCAGGUCGAAGAAGAAUAUCAAUGGCGGAAGGAAAACAGCGCGAAGCAAGCUCUGUUGUUUCUGAACUUAUAGACUUUCUUAACGCUUCUCCCACGGCCUUCCAUGCAGUUGAUGAGGCGAAGAAGCGGUUGAAGAACGCAGGAUUCGAGCAAGUCUCAGAAAGAGAGGACUGGAAACUACAAGUCGGGAAGAAAUACUUCUUCACGAGGAAUCACUCCACCAUUGUUGCUUUUGCGAUCGGGAAAAAAUAUGUUGCUGGAAACGGAUUUCAUAUUGUUGGGGCACACACCGACAGUCCAUGUCUGAAACUCAAGCCCAUUUCAAAGAUAGCUAAAGGAGGAUAUUUGGAGGUCGGUGUCCAGACAUACGGAAGUGGGUUGUGGUAUACGUGGUUUGAUCGCGAUUUAACUGUUGCAGGCAGGCUGAUGAUAAGGAAAGGAAAGGGUGAUUCUGCGUCUUAUAUGCAUCAACUUGUAAGGAUUAACGAGCCUAUAAUGAGGAUUCCUACGUUGGCAAUUCACUUAGACAGAGGUGUUAAUGAUGAUGGAUUUAAAGUGAACACACACAAUCAUCUCAUUCCAGUAUUGGCGACAUCAAUUAAGGCUGAACUCAAUAAGGUGGUGGCGGAGAAUGGUUCAGUUGAAGAUGGAGCCCAAGGUGAUGUAAAAGAGAAGUGGAACAGUGAAAACAUGAAGCAUCAUUCACUUCUAUUAGAGCUGCUUGCAGCUCAGGCUGGAUGUGAACCAGAUGAAAUAUGUGAUUUUGAGUUACAAUUAUGUGAUACUCAACCAAGCACCACAGCUGGUUCUAUGAAAGAAUUCAUCUUUUCAGGAAGGCUUGACAACCUUUGCAUGUCGUUUUGCUCUUUAAAGCUUAUUGAGAAAGUAAUACAGCGGAGUUUCCUUGUUUCUGCUGACAUGGCACAUGCCCUACACCCCAAUUAUUUGCACAAACAUGAGGAAAAUCAUCAACCAAAGUUGCAUGGAGGGCUUGUCAUCAAACACAAUGCCAAUCAGCGUUAUGCAACCAAUGCUGUCACUUCCUUCAUAUUCCAAGAAAUUGCGCAGAGGCAUGAGCUUCCUAUUCAGGAUUUUGUGGUCCGCAAUGACAUGCCUUGUGGUUCAACCAUUGGUCCUAUAUUGGCAAGUGGUGUGGGAAUCCGCACAGUUGAUGUUGGGGCCCCACAAUUAUCAAUGCACAGCAUAAGAGAAAUGUGCGCCAUUGAUGAUGUGAGGUAUUCUUAUGAACAUUUCAAGGCUUAUUUUCAGGAGUUCACUCAGCUUGAUGCUAAAGUUUGCGUGGAUGUUUAACUCCUAGCUCUCAACCCUACCUUUGGGUGCUUUAGUACAAUUAAUCUGAAAACAGCUUACCUGUUUGCUUCUGGUGCUCUAAUCAGUUGUAAGGAUAAGCAUUAAGGUGAUUGAUUGUAUUUGAGGUAUUGAUUCCCAUACAUAUAAAUGAUUUGGGAAUAAUAAUGGAACUACUCUGGAAGAAACAAUCAACGGUAAUCUGUUACUUGAGAUGUAGGCUGAAUCUGGCAAGGCUUGUUAUAUGAUAUCAGCGGAAAUCACUGAUUGCUCAUGAAUUGUAGUGUUGUGAUAAUUGAUGUUGUUUGAUAUGUUGUCCUUUUUAA